UUGACGCUCAUUCUGAAACUGAAGCGAACGCGGCAUCCCAUGUGCAGAAAAAAGGGAAUCCUUCAAAAUCAAAGCAAAGAAACAACUUUUUUAUUCACAGUGAAAAACGUGACAUGGUACAAUAAUGGCUGCUGAGAUCUUACCAAUUACUGCUCGUCUUCAUGUGUCUCAACUACCCUUUGACGUCACUGAAGAUAGACUGAAGGCGAGGUUUGGAAAGUAUGGGCGAGUCUACGAGGUGUGUGUAAGAAAAGGAUUUGCCUUUGUACAGCUAGGCACUGAGGAAGAGGCAGACAGAGCAAUAUUGAAUGAAAAUGGAUCUCUGUUUGAGGGUAGAAAAUUAUGGGUUUCAUUGACCAACAAAUCACGAUUUGGUAAAGCGAUCAAUUCUGAUGGUAACUACAAUGGAGGAGGACGAGAGAAAGAUCCGUAUGACACUAUGGACAGGGAAAUGGGUCGAUACGGUGACAGGGAUCUCACUCCCUCACGGCCGAGAGAACGCUCGCCUCUUCGUGACCGCUACAGCGAUCGAUAUCUUGAUCGAUACGAUGAUCCCUUGAGUGACCCGUAUGAAAGAGAUCUAAGGAAACGAGAUCGGUAUUACGAUGAACGCUUACCACCAAGCAGAGAUCGUUACGAAGAUCGCUUGUUACCGGAGGAUGAUUACAGACGAGAUAUUGCAUUCCGAGACAGAGAGAGGCUGCCAGAGAGGGAGAGGGAGAGAGAUAGGUUGGAUAGAGACAGAGAUAGGUUGGAUAGAGACAGACGAGAUUCUCUUGAACGACCAAGGCGUGAUAUUCCAGAGCGAGAGAAAGAUUUGAGGGACCAUUAUGACAGGAGACCACCACUCCAUGGUCGCUCCUCUGAACCAGCCCCUCGUCUGGCGUCUCCUGGACCUGCCAGUGCCCCCCUGCCACUAGAUGAUAAACCGAUUGACUGUGAGAUACUCUUACUGGGAAAGCACCUCCGGGACUACGCUGAUUUGGUAGAGCGCCGUCUGAAGGGGAUAGCCCUUAACACAGGUCUGCUCCUUAUCUCUGUUGAGGCUUCACUGCCGCAAGCCCUGGAGGACGUGACUAGACGCAAGGUUCUCUACGCUAUCAUUCUUACCUCUCAGAAUGAAGUACAUCGAUCUGUCACUCUCAACAUCCUGCACGGGAGCCCACAGGAACACAGAAAUAUGCCACUAGAAGAUGCACUGUCGCUAGUCGAACGAAACUACACAAAUUAUCUUCAAGAUCGUUCUGCUCCAGCCAAACUGCCCCCCAAAUCGGCGCUCCCUGUAGCGUCCACACACACAGCUCUUGCCCCACACACCCUGCCCCCUCUUCCCAGCGAACCGACCCAACCACGUAUCCAGCCCCCUCUAUCCUCUGCGGCUACCCCGGCCUCCGGUCAGACGUCGCCCGCUGCCAUGGUCAUUCCAAACGUGGAACUGACCAUUCCGCAGUUGAUCAACCUGUUGGCUGAUCGUAAGCAGCUGACCAUACAAGAGAUGGAUCGGGUGAUCGGUCACUUACAGGCUGUACGGAGGAAAAUGGCCGUUGAGCAAGGUGUUGAAACUGACCCUGUCCAGAUGCAGAGCAACCAGCCUAAACAGAUGAUUGACAACCCAGUACAACAAGCCCCGGUAGACACUAAACAUAACGAACUAUCGGCCAAGAUCCUGAGUAUCAUUCACCCUGGUCCUGGCGGCUCAGCCUCAACCACAUCCGCUAAGACCGCCCCGAUAAUGAGUAGCAUGCCUAGUGCGCCCAAGAUCGGAUUUAACCAAUCCCCAAGUGCACCACCACCCCCUCCCCCUCGUCCUGUGGCUGGUACCCCCCUUCCAUUUUCCUACGGUGGAAGUCUCUCUACGAUGAGUAGUGCCCCCGCAGCUAGCAAGGCUCCCCCAGCAGCAACAAACAAAAACAUUAACCUAGACAGUCCGAAUGUUCAGAAGGCGUUAGAUAACCUUAUCCAAUCUGGUCCCACAAUGCUGAAGCAGCUAGCUACUUCUAGUAACAUGACAAAUAGCAUCAACACCAUGAGUAAAACCCAGGCUAGUAACAACGCCAUUCUUGACCUUAAGAAUGCAGUUAGUGGUAGAAAGCCUACUGGUCCUAAUAAAGAACAUAUUGAGGCUCAGUUGAGGGCAGCACAGACAGCAGCUCUUCAGACUCUUCAGCAACAACAGCAGAAACAGCAGCAGAACACGCAGCAGAACACGCAGCAGAACCAGCAACCGAACCAGCAACCGAACCUGCAACCGAACCUGCAAUCGAACCUGCAACCGAACCUGCAACCAAACCCACAGAUGCAGCAGCAGGCUGUUUUAGCAGUUCAGGCCCACAUCGCACAACAGGCUCAACAGAAGAAAACACCCCAAAAUCCUGCUCAGAGUCCCCAGCAGCUGCAGCAACAGCUGCAGCAGCAGCAGUUAUAUGCUCAGCAAUAUGCUCAGCAGCAAGCUCAGUAUGCUCAGUAUCAGCAGCAGCAGGCCCAGUACCUGCAGCAGCAGGCCCAGUACCAACAGCAGCAGGGACAACCACAGCAGCAACAUCCCCAGAUGCAAGGUCAGGGUAUGGGACCUCGAGCGAUGGGCUCUCAACCAAAUGUUGGUCAGACCAUGCCAUCCGCAAACAUGGGUGCUGGUGCGGCGGGUGGCAAUGCUAUGAUGCAAGGUGGUGCUGGCUGGCCUCCUAAUCAAUCUAUGUCUCAGCAACAGAAGCAGUCAACCUCUUAUCAACAGAAUCAGAAUCAGGCAAAAGGGGGUAACUCUAAACCCCAGCAGUCUUACCGCUGGCAGAACCAGCCCGGACCCCCAGGUACAUAGACAGCCGAUGCCUUCCUGCAUCCAUCAUGAUAUCUGAGAGCACCUGGAUUCAGCAGAUCAAACUUUUGGCAGUUAGUUACCAGGCCUGAUACUUCACAGAGGCAAUGGAGGGUGAUUGCCUACAUGCCCCCUCGGGCCAUUGCCUUGGUGCCCUUGAAAUGCUCCAGUAGAAAUUUUAACUUUCCACAUAGGGUGCCCUUUACCAAGGAGAAAAUGCCUUGAUGCCUCUACACCAUCAAAAAUGAAGCAUACAGGCCUGUAGCUACCCUCGCCACAUCUGAUCAAGUAUCUUGUAGAUUGUAUGAACUGUCUUAUUGAAGUUGAUGUGUAAAUAAGUGUUUACUCUUGACACCCAUUCUUUGUAGAACUAUAACUUAUCAGAGAAUGGUGUCAUCUUUUCAUUCCUUUGACUCAAGUACAUCUUUACCAUGUUGCAGCCUUCUUGUUUCUUUCCUUAUAAAAUAAAUUCCCAAACCGAGGCAGGAUAAAACAAUUAGUCUGGUCCCGCUUAUGUGUGAUUGGAAUCAGCAUGCGCCUUUUAGAAUGUGAGCAGGGAAUCUGACAAGGAUGGUGAAAGCAUGACAAAGGUUUACCGGGUCUCCACAAAGAAACUUUAGCUGCAGUAUUUUUCUGAGCACAAUUAUUGGUGAGGAAUGUUCUAAAAUCAUCUGUGAUUGAAUAAUCUUUAUAGACUUUGUUGGAAAUUCAUACUUCCCUUGAUCAUUGUAAACUGCAAACACCUAAUCUUUCUUAUGGUUUAUUUUUAAAAGUAGCUGGCAAUUAUUUAGUGUAUAGUGUUCAUUCAUUGUUCUUUUUUUUACAUACAGCUUUGAAAACUAUUCUUCUGAAGUGGAUGUUUAAAGAAAAUCAUUAAAAGCCACUGUUAUUCAUAUUGAGGUAAAAUUUAUAACAAUUCAUCUGUUAAAAAAUUGUGAUCAGUGUGUAAUUUUUAAAUAAGUGUUUAAAGUUAAGAUUUCCUGUUCGAAAAUGACAUGUGGAACACCCGGGUUCGUUUUGCAAAACAAUUAGCAGCUUGAAAGCGUGUACAUGUGGAUGGGAUGAGAUGUUAGUACUGUCAUCGGCUAUUCCGGUUUGUUGACCUAAAAGUAAAUUAAUUCUGGAUACAAAAUUGAGCACCAAUGAUGGCGAUUUGUUGUUAAUCGAAUAACCAGUUAAACCAACUAUUGCAGACGGCUAAUCGUUUAGUGAGUUUUUACACACCAGCACGACUCGUGUUUUAGGAACAUUUUGUACUUUUACAAAAGCUGUGAAUAUUGUGAUCGUUUAUCAAAGUAAACAUUUCAAGUUAGAAGUAGUUUAGUUAUUGACCUGUAGGCUUAGUUUAAUCCGCUCAUAUAAUUUGCUCAUUAUUUUGAUAUGCAUGAUAGGCAGAAUACUCAAUAAGAAGAAGCUAAAAAUCCUUUCAGUUCUGCAAGGUUCCAUCAUUGGUCCAUUCUUUAUAAAUCCUAAACUAAUGCAUGUAUCUUAACUGUUUGGUAGAUUUCUCUGCACAGUUCAUUGUGUAGUUAAGGUAAUCUCCUUGUAUUACUUUUUCAAAAGUCUACUUUGUAUUGAUGCUUCGGAAUUGUUAACAAACAAAUAAUUGUUUAUGUACACAAUAAUCACUUUAUGCAGUAAACCGCAACGGAGACUAUGUAAAAUUCCUAUUGUGGUCAACAAUAAACUUGUAGAGUCGUGGUAAUGAGAAACUUAAA
Molecule: messenger RNA, 4530 nt
Organism: Asterias rubens (European starfish)
Lineage: Eukaryota; Metazoa; Echinodermata; Asteroidea; Forcipulatida; Asteriidae
Product: nuclear receptor coactivator 5-like
Exons: 10
Coding region: 125-2815 (896 amino acids)
Molecular function (GO): RNA binding
Source: RefSeq, a predicted model, not a curated record